UCAAUAGGCAGGGCUCUUUGGAGGAUCCCUCUUACUCCUGGAACUGCAUGUUGUGUUUGGAUUCCUGAGACUCAGACCUCCUCCAGCAGCAUGCUCACAGACCCUGAGUUACCCCCGGAGUUCACCAGGAUGUCUUCCAAGCGACCAGCCUCUCCAUAUGGGGCAACAGAUGGAGAGGUAGUCAUGGUGACAAGCAGACAGAAAUUGGAAGAGGAGGAGAGUGACGGACACCCCGUCAUUCACUUCCCCCUGAGCUCCAGCAGCAGCAGGCCCUCCCCCCGCUCCCUGGACAGCCCCCCCAUGGAGCAUGAGGGCAGUAAGGGUGCUUCUCUGAGCCCCUACACCCAGCACAAUUCUACCUCACCCACGAAGAUGGAAGACGGUGGCCGCCCGGGAAGUGAGCCCGGCUCGGCCACAGCGCUGGGCACCCCGGAGCGGCGUAAAGGGAGCCUGGCCGACGUGGUGGACACGCUGAAGCAGCGCAAGAUGGAGGAGCUUAUCAAGAACGAACCAGAGGAAGCCCCCAGCAUUGAGAAGCUGCUGUCCAAGGACUGGAAGGACAAGCUGUUGGCCAUGGGAUCAGGGAGCUUUGGCGAAAUCAAAGGAACUCCAGACAGCCUGGCGGACAAGGAGCGCCAGCUGAUGGGCAUGAUCACACAGCUGACCAGCCUGAGGGAGCAGCUCCUGGCCGCCCACGAGGAGCAGAAGAAGCUGGCCGCCUCGCAGAUGGAGAAGCAGCGACAGCAGAUGGAGCUGGCCAAGCAGCAGCAGGAGCAGAUUGCUCGCCAACAGCAGCAACUCCUCCAGCAGCAACACAAAAUCAACCUUCUGCAGCAGCAGAUCCAGCAGGUCCAGGGUCAGUUGCCUCCCCUGAUGAUCCCUGUGUUUCCUCCAGACCAGAGGACUCUGGCUGCAGCUGCAGCCCAGCAGGGUUUCCUCCUGCCUCCAGGAUUCAACUACAAACCGGGCUGCAGUGACCCUUACCCUCUGCAGCUGAUGCCCACCACCAUGGCAGCUGCUGCUGCAGCUACACCUGGGCUUGGUCCCCUGCAGCUCCAGCAGUUUUAUGCAGCCCAGCUGGCGGCCAUGCAGGUGUCCCCAGGGGCCAACCUAGCUGGCACACACUCGCCCUCUAGUGGCCCCACGGAGAAGUGCAGAGGCACCCCGCCACCAAAACCCAAGGACGAGGGCGCUCAGCCCCUGAACCUGUCGUCCAAGCCUAAGACAGCCGAGAGCAAGUCACCCACCUCCCCCACUUCCCCACAGGUCUCUGCACAGAAGCUGGGCCCCGGGUCCCUGAAGCACAGCGCCCCCACCAGCAUUGGAAGCCCGCCCGCUCGACUCAGCUCCAUAGACCUCCUCUCCUCUAUCACAUCCGGCGGGUUCUUGAACGACCACGAGGCGGUGACCAAGGCCUUCCAGGAGGCUCGGCAAAUGAAGGAGCAGCUGAAGAGGGAGCAGCAGGUGCUUGACGCCAAGGUGGCGGCGGUCAGCAGCCUGGCCCUCAACAACGGGCGCUCAGAGAAGGAAAAGACCUUGGAGAGUCUGACACAGCAGCUGAAGCAAUCAGAGGAGGGAAAGUUCAGCCACUCCCUGAUGGACUUCAACAUGAGCGGAGACUCAGAUGGCAGCCCCAGUGUGUCUGAUUCACGGAUGUUUCGGGAGGCGCGGGGCCGGGGGACCGGGGAACCACACAUAAAGCGCCCCAUGAAUGCCUUCAUGGUCUGGGCAAAGGAUGAGAGGAGGAAGAUUCUCCAGGCUUUCCCCGACAUGCAUAACUCCAACAUCAGCAAAAUCCUGGGGUCGCGCUGGAAGGCCAUGACUAACCUGGAGAAGCAGCCGUACUACGAGGAGCAGGCCCGCCUCAGCAAGCAGCACCUGGAGAAGUACCCCGACUACAAGUACAAGCCCCGCCCCAAGCGCACCUGCCUGGUGGAUGGCAAGAAGCUGCGCAUCGGCGAGUAUAAGGCCAUCAUGCGCAACCGCCGGCAGGAGAUGCGCCAGUACUUCAGCGUGGGGCAGCAGAGCCAGCUGCCCCUGGCAUCAGCGGUGUACCCAGGGGCUCUCUCCCUGGCCGGGAUGCCCUCCCCACAGGUGCCCUCCGACCACUCCAGCAUGUCCAGCAGCCCCGAGCCGACCACGCCCGUCAUCCAGAGCACGUACCUGAGCGGCCCCAAGGGCGAGCAGCCUCGCGUCAAAGAGGAGGACCUGCGUCUGGACGACAGCAACGGCGACGCGUACGAGGACUUUGAGUACGACGACGAGGACGCCGACUACGGCAGCGACAGCGAGACCAACAUCCUCACGCAGGCCCACUGA
Molecule: messenger RNA, 2319 nt
Organism: Conger conger (European conger)
Lineage: Eukaryota; Metazoa; Chordata; Actinopteri; Anguilliformes; Congridae
Gene: sox5
Product: SRY-box transcription factor 5
Exons: 15
Coding region: 91-2319 (742 amino acids)
Biological process (GO): positive regulation of chondrocyte differentiation; cell fate commitment; regulation of transcription by RNA polymerase II
Cellular component (GO): nucleus
Molecular function (GO): DNA-binding transcription factor activity, RNA polymerase II-specific; RNA polymerase II cis-regulatory region sequence-specific DNA binding
Source: RefSeq, a predicted model, not a curated record